This is a messenger RNA of Austrofundulus limnaeus, 492 nucleotides long. Its product is annotated as NEDD4-binding protein 1. Gene Ontology annotation, cellular component: nucleus; PML body. Gene Ontology annotation, biological process: negative regulation of protein ubiquitination; negative regulation of proteasomal ubiquitin-dependent protein catabolic process. NCBI's taxonomy places the organism in Eukaryota, Metazoa, Chordata, Actinopteri, Cyprinodontiformes, Rivulidae. The record is from RefSeq and is a predicted model, not a curated record.
GCUGCUUCAGUUUACGUUUGUGGAGGAUCACUUCAUGAUUCCUGACGAUCCUCUGGGGAAGGCGGGGCCUCACCUGGACGUCUUCCUUUGUAAAACCAACAGGUGGGCUUCAAGCACCCCCCCACCUCUGAGACCCCCGGACUUCAGGCUGUCGUCUCAGCAGCAGCAGCAGCCCGUGAACUUCCAGAGCCCACUGGCCCCGCCCUCCCUGACGCCUUACCACGCCGCUCACUGGCCUCACUCCGGACCCCCUGAAUGGCACCCCCCUCGCCGCUCCCCCUCCCCCUCGCCCUCCCCUCCCCCCCAGCGGACGGCGGGGGAGACGUCGGAGCUGAAGAGGAAACUGUACGACAUCUUCCCGGACCAGAAGCAGCGAAUCGACCGGAUCCUGAGUGACAACCCGUACAUGAGGGACCUGAACGCUCUGUCAGGCCUGCUGCUGGGAUAACACACACACACACACACACACACACACACACACACACACACACA